UGGGGUGGGCACUAGCAGUAGCUUAUUAAAAAGGUGAACUGUGACAAUGAAAUUGAAUAUGGGCUUGGGCAGCAGCAUGCCAGCAACGGUCACAUCUGGGUUGAAACUUGGAAGAUCCUUCAGGGGCAAUUUGGGAACUAUGAAAAGGUUAACGUUACCCUGUAAUUUGAAAGUACCACAGAGAUAAAAGAAUGCCAAAAACACAAAACACAGUGGGCGGCAGCCGGCAAGUGCAUUCCUCCCUUCCCAUCUCUCAUAGCUGUAGACCCUAUUGACUUCUUUUCACUCUGGAGGGAUUCUUCACCUUUAUUUUGCUUUUUAUCGCUCAUUGAUCCGUCCAAAUCCCAUUACAUUCAGCAGUUGAAGCUCAGAGAAUCACUAAUUUUUUGCAUCAAUUAGGAUUUAGCAGUGGAGCUUACAGGGUAGUGAACUUGUGAAGAAGGCGUUGGCCAUGGCAGCCCCAAAACCAGAGGAGAUAACUCAUCCAGCAAUGGACCAACUUCAAGGCUUCGACUACUGUGUUGACUCAAAUCCUUCAUGGGGAGAGGCCAUUGCUCUGGGCUUUCAGCACUAUAUCUUGGCUUUAGGAACUGCGGUGAUGAUUCCCACUUUUCUUGUUCCUCUGAUGGGAGGAUCUGAUGAUGACAAAGUGAGGGUGGUGCAGACUCUGCUUUUUGUUGAAGGAAUUAACACACUUUUACAAACACUGUUUGGAACUCGAUUACCCACUGUGAUUGGUGGAUCCUACGCAUUCAUGGUCCCCAUUAUCUCCAUAAUUCACGAUUCCAAGUUAAUGGGAAUCCCUGAUCCUCAUCUGAGAUUCCUCAACACUAUGAGGGCAAUCCAAGGUGCUCUAAUAGUGGCAUCCAGCAUACAAAUUAUUCUUGGAUACAGUCAGAUGUGGGGGAUUUGUUCCAGAUUUUUCAGUCCAAUUGGUAUGGUUCCAGUGAUUGCAUUAGUUGGCUUUGGCAUGUUUGAUAGAGGUUUCCCUGUGGUUGGAAGGUGCGUUGAAACUGGCAUUCCCAUGAUAAUUUUAUUCGUUGCCUUUUCCCAGUACCUGAAACAUUUUCAGGUGAAAGAACUGCCAAUACUGGAAAGAUUUGCUCUUCUUAUUUCCGUCACAGUGAUAUGGGCAUAUGCACACCUAUUGACUGCCAGUGGUGCAUACAAACAUCGUCCAGAGUUGACCCAAGUUAACUGCCGAACUGACAAGGCAAACCUCAUUUUUUCUGCACCGUGGAUAAAGAUACCAUACCCUCUUCAGUGGGGUGCACCUACUUUUGAUGCUGGUCAUGCUUUUGGAAUGAUGGCUGCUGUGCUGGUUUCAUUGAUUGAGUCAACUGGAGCAUAUCAGGCUGCAGCUCGUCUAGCAAGUGCCACACCACCUCCCGCUCAUGUUCUAAGCCGUGGUAUUGGCUGGCAGGGAAUAGGGAUUUUGUUGGAUGGCCUUUUUGGGACAUUGACUGGCUCUACAGUCUCUGUAGAAAAUGUGGGCCUUCUUGGAAGCACCCUUGUUGGAAGUCGCAGGGUUAUUCAAAUCUCCGCUGGUUUUAUGAUAUUCUUCUCAAUGUUGGGUAAAUUUGGAGCUCUGUUUGCAUCAAUACCUUUCAGUAUAUUUGCCGCUGUAUAUUGUGUUUUGUUUGGUCUUGUUGCUUCGGUGGGGCUCUCAUUUCUGCAAUUCACAAACAUGAAUUCAAUGAGGAACCUCUUCAUCACAGGUGUUUCCCUCUUCCUAGGUUUAUCAGUUCCAGAGUACUUCAGGGAGUACACGGCUGCUGCUCUUCAUGGUCCUGCUCAUACUACGGCUGGCUGGUUCAAUGAUUUCCUCAACACCAUUUUCUUCUCCUCUCCGACUGUUGCUUUAAUUGUUGCUGUCUUCUUAGACAACACACUAGACUACAAGGACAGUGCCAGAGACAGAGGGAUGCCAUGGUGGGCCAACUUUCGAACUUUUAAAGGAGAUAGCAGGAAUGAAGAGUUCUAUACCCUCCCAUUCAAUCUCAAUCGCUUCUUUCCUCCAUCUUGAAGUAGUGCUGCAAUUACUGAAGGAGGAUGUAAGAUGAAAAUCAACAAUUUUCAGAUGAAGAUUAUGAUCACAGCCCUUGUGAAGAAGACAUCGGGAUUUGUAUGUUUUGACUCGAGUGAGAUGAUGCAGCUUCCUUUUUCACUGUUUCUUCCCUCAUUAUUUUUAUGUAUAUUUUGGUUUGGGUUAUUCAGGUUUAAUCCAAUAUAACAAAUUAUUUA
Messenger RNA from Malania oleifera, 2244 nucleotides. Its product is annotated as nucleobase-ascorbate transporter 2. The record is from RefSeq and is a predicted model, not a curated record. Gene Ontology annotation, biological process: transmembrane transport. Gene Ontology annotation, molecular function: transmembrane transporter activity. NCBI's taxonomy places the organism in Eukaryota, Viridiplantae, Streptophyta, Magnoliopsida, Santalales, Ximeniaceae. Bases 452 to 2026 code for a protein of 524 amino acids. The transcript has 15 exons. Gene Ontology annotation, cellular component: membrane.